AUGUUUUCUGGUUUGAGUUUCAAGGACUCGGUGUUGAGCACCUCCAAAGGGUCUGAGAAUGUGCGGUUGUCCUCUGGAAAGACUAUUGUUCUGAAGACGCGGCAGCGAGACCGGAGCGUGGAUCUCGCGCCUUGUCUGAGUGAUAAUAACUCCAUGGACGUUCUUAUGGGGAACCUGGAUAUUGAAAAAGUAGUCCAGAAGCCCCGUUUUACACCCAAGCCGAAGCGGUUAAAGUCGGAUAAAGUUUUGUGGACUGAAAAGUGGAGACCUUCAACGUAUCUCGAUCUACUUGGCAAUGAGAGAAUCAAUAGACUGACUCUGGAGUGGCUCAGUCAAUGGUCCAAGGUAGUGUUCAAUACGCCCAAUGAUAUGACAGAGAAAAAUCGCGAGCUUGGAGAUCCCUAUGGAAGACCUCACCGGAAGAUUCUUUUGCUGAAUGGACCCCCAGGUAUAGGCAAGACUUCUAUAGCACAUGUAAUUGCCAAACAGGUGGGCUACGAGGUUCUAGAAAUCAACGCCAGUGACGAACGGGCUGGUACCUCCGUGAGAGACAAGAUCCGAAACUCUCUUUCUUCGGUGACUUUUAGCGGAAAACCAACAUGUUUGGUGAUAGACGAGAUUGACGGCAGUACAGAGACCGGAUUUAUCAAGGUUUUAUUGGAGAUUCUCAACGAGGAUGAUAGAGCCCAGGUCAAAUCCAAGAAGAAGGCGAAAUUCCUCAUGAGACCCAUUAUCGCGGUGUGUAAUGAUCUUUAUGCUAGUUGUCUGGAGAAGUUACGUCCUCGUGCUGAGAUCAUUACCAUGAGACACCCCCCUAGAAGAGCCAUCAAGGAGAGACUACGAAAGAUCUGCAAAGCAGAGUCCCUAGCAUUCAGUGAUCCCAACCUGGAAGCGGUAGCUGAAACUUGCAAUUUCGAUAUGAGAGGUUGUUUGAAUAUGUUGCAAUUUUCUGGUGGAAGUUCCAUCAAAAAUGGUGGUGGAAAAGACUUGCAAACGAGUUGGUUUAAUCUCGUGAAGACCACAUUCACCAGAGAUAACUCUCUGAAACUCGGCCAACAGUUUGCACAACUCGAGAAAUUACUGCUGGUGAGUGAUGAAAAAGUCUUGAAUGGAUGUUUCAAUGCGUAUCUCAAUGUGGGAUAUCAGAACAUUGAUCUUACCAGGUGCGACGCCAUGACUGAUUGGCUGUAUUUUGCUGAUGCAGCUGGCAACUUACAGGAUAGCUACAGUUCGUUGGCGGUGCUCAAGUUCUAUCUUUUAUUCAGUGGAACCAGCACCGAGGUCAAAACCAGCAAUCUGAGUGAGUUUUACGAAAACAGGCGGAGAUAUGCUCAAAUGCUCAGGUAUUUCAACACCGCAGUCAGCAUCCCAACCCUGGAUCUGGUCAAGUAUGUGAUACCGUUUGCGUCGUCGAUUUUAACGCUGAAUUUGAAGGUGAGCAUUCACAACAUGAAGCCAAACGAAAAAGCAAAGUUGGAAACCAUAAAGAACGUUAUGAAACAGUUUGGCGUGAAGGUGGAGAGAUCGUCCACUGGACUCGAGCUGUAUCCUCCGAUAGACAGUCUAUGCCAUUUCAGCGAACAGUCUUUGAGGCAGCACCAACAAAAAAAACAGCCUCUACUUAUUCUGUUGAACGAAGAGCGUAUUUUGAAGAGAAAGCCAGAGCCCUUGGAAGAACGGCCGACCAAGAGAAAUGUUUCAGCCGACUUCUUCAAGAAGCAAUAUGGAGAGAUAGUCGAGGCACCCAUCAAAAACAACGAAAACCGGAUUUGGGUGAAGUAUCACGAGGGAUUCUCGGAUGCGGUCAAGAAGAACAUUCGGUGGAGCGAUCUUUUUUGA
Messenger RNA from Kuraishia capsulata CBS 1993, 1839 nucleotides. RefSeq lists its product as uncharacterized. The record is from RefSeq and is a predicted model, not a curated record. The coding region runs from base 1 to 1839 and encodes 612 amino acids. Gene Ontology annotation, cellular component: nucleus. NCBI's taxonomy places the organism in Eukaryota, Fungi, Ascomycota, Pichiomycetes, Pichiales, Pichiaceae. The transcript has a single exon. Gene Ontology annotation, molecular function: ATP binding; ATP hydrolysis activity; DNA binding.